GGGGGGAAUGCUGUGCGGGCUCCCUGCCGGGACUAAGGUGAUGGGGGAAGCGCAGAGUCCUGCAGCUGGGAGAUUGGGCCCAAGGGUGGGUGCUGGUCCCCGGGGGGAGUCAGGGGUACUUGAGGCCCCAGGGCUGCGUGAAUGCCGGAUCCCAAGGUGCAGAGGAUACUAGAGGGUUAACAGGUUGGGAUAGUUUAUAGCCCGCUUGUUCAGACAGCCAGAGGUUAUGCCAGGCCUGUCAAAAAGAGGAAGCAAGUGCUCCCCAGCCAUCUGGAUGACCUUCCUCCUACCAUGCUGAAGAAAGAUUAUGCCAAUGUCCCAAUAACAGAUAAGGUUGAUGAUGUAGUGAAAAGGCUAUUGUCUCUGGAAAUGGCCAGCCAGAGGGAGAAAGUGAAGAUAAAGACGCAGCAGUUGAUAGAGAAGGUUAGGAGGACUCCCAGUGACACCGGUUCCUUCGAGGUACAAACUGCUAUUUUAACUGCCAAGAUUCAAACUCACCAGGAGCACCUGCAGAAGCACCCCAAGGACAAAAGUAACCGGCGCCGCAUGCUGAUGGCCAUGGAUUGCCGGAAGAAACUGCUCAAGUACCUGCGUCGCACCCGCUAUGAGACUUUUGAGCAGACGUGCAAACAGCUGGGCAUCCAGUACACGUUACCGCCACCCUAUUGCAGGCGAAUGACCCGGCGAUGGGCUGCUAAGAAGGCUUUCUGCCUCAAGGUUUUCAAAGAGGUACAGAAACUGAAAGCACCCGAGAGGCUGAAGCAGAGACAAGAAUGGCAAGCAAAAGCAAAGGCCGCAAAGGAGCAGACGCUGCAAGGUGAAGGGACCCCGGUAUAGCAGCACCCUGAGCAGAUCUCGCAUGCUGUGCCUGCAUGUGAAAAAUAAUUUGUCCCUCCAAAAUACAAUAAAUGAUUUUAAAGCUA
Messenger RNA from Malaclemys terrapin pileata, 923 nucleotides. RefSeq names its product mitochondrial ribosomal protein S15 (gene MRPS15). Gene Ontology annotation, molecular function: structural constituent of ribosome. Gene Ontology annotation, cellular component: ribosome. Lineage: Eukaryota; Metazoa; Chordata; Testudines; Emydidae. Gene Ontology annotation, biological process: translation. The transcript has 8 exons. The record is from RefSeq and is a predicted model, not a curated record. Bases 292 to 837 code for a protein of 181 amino acids.